CUCCCUCGCCUCGCCUUCCUUCCAUCCUUUCUCAUACGUAGCUUCCUUCCAUUCGCCCUCCCCCUCUCCUCUUCAUCUGAGCGCACCAGCGGUGGCGAGAUGGCCGACAAGGGGAAGGGGAAAGCUGUCGAAGACACUGCCGGUACUUCGUCGCAGACUUCAGGGCGGACGGAGACUGCCGGUGGCGGCGGGACUCAGCAGGAGCUUCCACUCGGCGCCUCUUCCCAGAUCAGUGGAGCUCCCGGUGGCGGGGGCGGGUCGGGGCUCUCGCAGACGCUGAGCAAUCAAGCCCGUGGGAGUGCGCCCUUCGGCGGCCAGAACCAGAUCGCCAACCCACAAUUCGCUGGAGGUGGCUGCGGGGGCGGGUCAGGGGCAGGGUUCAGGGGAUUCUCUCAGUUUGCUGACGGGCACGGGGGAUUCUCUCAGUUCCAUUCGAGUCCACCGGCAGCGAUGGUCCAGCCGACUCUAGGCAGUCAAGUUGCAGCCAGUGGGAGUGCGCCCUUGGGCAUCCACCCGGCGAGCGGCCAGAACGGCAACCGCUGUCAGACGAUGCCGCCCGUGGGCGAUCAAGCCUCAGUGGAACGGGAUUGCACUAUUUGCGAAGUGGCCACGCCCCGGCUUUGGAUUAUGGAAGGUACCCCGCUGCCCUUGUGCGAGGAUUGCGAGAGAAAAAUCUUCUUCCACGCCAGGCCUCUACAGCAUCUAGAGCAAUAUCUUGCCUCUACAGCUGUCGGUGGCGGCGCCGGGUCGAUACCCGUGUUUCUUGCAGCUCAUGGUCGCGUCGGCUGGUUCUCUCAGUGGGCGGGCGACAAUCCAAGUUUUUUUCUUAUGAAAACACACAGUUAACUGAAGUUUAACUGAUGUAAGCUUCAGUUAAUACUUUUUUUUUGCUGCACAGU
Triticum aestivum (bread wheat) is the source of this 899-nucleotide messenger RNA. RefSeq names its product transcription factor GATA-4. The transcript is spliced from 7 exons. Lineage: Eukaryota; Viridiplantae; Streptophyta; Magnoliopsida; Poales; Poaceae. Bases 100 to 846 code for a protein of 248 amino acids. The record is from RefSeq and is a predicted model, not a curated record.